Cavia porcellus (domestic guinea pig) is the source of this 9241-nucleotide messenger RNA. It is a transcript of the gene Kcna3, whose product is annotated as potassium voltage-gated channel subfamily A member 3. Bases 403 to 2136 code for a protein of 577 amino acids. Lineage: Eukaryota; Metazoa; Chordata; Mammalia; Rodentia; Caviidae. Gene Ontology annotation, molecular function: delayed rectifier potassium channel activity; protein binding. Gene Ontology annotation, cellular component: membrane; voltage-gated potassium channel complex; axon. The record is from RefSeq and is a predicted model, not a curated record. The transcript has 3 exons. Gene Ontology annotation, biological process: potassium ion transmembrane transport; protein homooligomerization.
UGGAAGCCAGCUGAAUCCGGGGGCCAAAGCUAAGAUUCCCUGAGGGCCAGAUCUGCAGGGUACUGGGUCCUGGGGGCCUAAAAGGUGCAGAACUGUAGUGCUUCGGUAACACUGAGCUGCUAGGAGGGCGGCAGUGAGGUGCAGGUCCCCAGCUCCCCAAGAAAACAGGCGCGCUCCCGCGCAUUGGGCGGGAAUCGUGGGGGACGCGGAGGGGCGGGCGCGCACCCCGCGGAAGGGCGGGGGCGGAGGAGGCGGAGGAGGCGUCUCUGCAGCGCGGCCCCGCGCACCGCGCCAGACCCAGACGGAGCUUCGCGGUGGCCGCAGCAACAGGCGGCGGGCUGGGCUCAGGGGCGGAGGCGGCGAAGGGGCGGGAGGCCGGCAGCAGCAACCGGGCCCCGCCGCAUGGACGAGCACCUCAGCCUCCUGUGCUCGCCGCCGCAGCCCCCCGCCGGCCACCGCGCCCACCCGCCCCAGGACUCCGCCGGCGGCGGCGGCGGCGCCCACACACUGGUGAACCCCGGCUGCGCGGAGCCCGCCGCAGGCCCCGAGGCGCCGCCCGACAUGACCGUGGUGCCCGGGGACCACCUGCCGGAGCCCGAGGCGGUGGACGGCGGCGGGGGCCCGCCUCGAGGCGGCGGCGGCGGUGCAGGGGGCUGCGACCGCUACGAGCCGCUGCAGCCCGCGCUCCCGGCCGCCGGCGAGCAGGACUGCUGCGGGGAGCGCGUGGUCAUCAACAUCUCGGGGCUGCGCUUCGAGACGCAGCUCAAGACCCUCUGCCAGUUCCCCGAGACGCUGCUGGGCGACCCCAAGCGGCGCAUGCGGUACUUCGACCCGCUCCGCAACGAGUACUUCUUUGACCGCAACCGGCCUAGCUUCGACGCCAUCCUUUACUACUACCAGUCCGGGGGCCGCAUCCGCCGGCCGGUCAACGUGCCCAUCGACAUCUUCUCGGAGGAGAUCCGCUUCUACCAGCUGGGCGAGGAGGCCAUGGAAAAGUUCCGUGAGGACGAGGGCUUCCUGCGGGAGGAGGAGCGGCCCCUGCCCCGCCGCGACUUCCAGCGCCAGGUGUGGCUGCUGUUCGAGUACCCCGAGAGCUCCGGGCCGGCCCGGGGCAUCGCCAUCGUGUCCGUGCUGGUCAUCCUCAUCUCCAUCGUCAUCUUCUGCCUAGAGACGCUGCCCGAGUUCCGAGAUGAGAAGGACUACCCAGCCUCGCCAUCGCAGGAUGCCUUCGAGUCAGCCAGCAACAGCACGUCGGGGCCCCCCGGGGGAGCCUCCAGCUUCUCAGAUCCCUUUUUCGUAGUGGAGACCCUGUGCAUCAUCUGGUUCUCUUUUGAGCUGCUGGUGCGUUUUUUCGCUUGCCCCAGCAAAGCCACCUUCUCAAGAAAUAUCAUGAACUUAAUAGAUAUUGUGGCCAUUAUUCCUUAUUUUAUUACUCUGGGCACCGAGCUGGCUGAGCGACAGGGCAACGGACAGCAGGCCAUGUCCCUGGCCAUCCUCAGGGUCAUCCGUCUGGUGAGGGUCUUCCGCAUUUUCAAGCUCUCCCGUCACUCCAAAGGGCUGCAGAUCUUGGGGCAGACAUUGAAGGCUUCCAUGCGAGAGUUGGGCUUGCUCAUCUUUUUCCUCUUUAUUGGGGUUAUCCUUUUCUCCAGCGCGGUCUACUUUGCGGAGGCAGAUGACCCCACUUCGGGUUUUAGCAGUAUCCCAGAUGCCUUUUGGUGGGCAGUGGUCACCAUGACAACAGUUGGUUAUGGUGAUAUGCACCCAGUGACCAUUGGGGGCAAGAUUGUGGGCUCUCUUUGUGCCAUCGCGGGUGUCUUGACCAUUGCAUUGCCAGUUCCUGUGAUUGUUUCCAACUUCAAUUACUUCUACCACCGGGAGACCGAAGGGGAAGAGCAAGCCCAGUACAUGCACGUUGGAAGUUGCCAGCACCUCUCCUCCUCAGCAGAGGAGCUCCGAAAAGCACGGAGUAACUCGACUCUGAGUAAGUCGGAGUAUAUGGUAAUAGAAGAGGGGGGUAUGAAUCACAGCACUUUCCCCCAGACCCCUUUCAAAACGGGCAAUUCCACUGCCACCUGCACCACGAACAAUAAUCCCAAUUCCUGUGUCAACAUCAAAAAGAUAUUCACCGAUGUUUAAUAUAUGAUACAAGUGACACACUGUGCACAUUGUUCUCUGAAAUGUGCCCCCUGGUCUGUGUAUGCCCUUAUUUUAUACAUUUCCAGACCAUCCAUCGAGGAAAGGACAUGAAGAAGAGGGAAGCACACUUCAUUCUCCCUCUCCCUAGUGCUUCAUACUGAAACAGGUGCCUGUUUUGCAAGUGGGCUGCAUUCUCUCAGCUCUUUUUUUUUCCCCGUCUUAAUUUUGUGAACAAAAAGUUACAUUAAACUUGAUUUCUAGCACAUGUCCUAUUUUUUUAAAUAAAGUACACCCUGGGAGGAAAUGAAACUAAAGGACAGUUAGACUGCAGAGUAACUGUUUAAAUUCAAAAUUAAAAGGUAGUUGGAUUCUUUACUAAGUAAAGUGAGCGAAUACUUAAGUGAUUAUUUUAGUGGACACUGUAACAUUUUAUCGAGUGUUUAGUUCAAUUGCCUACUCUCGAAAUAUGGAUGGAAGAUCAACUAAAACAAUGACUGUAAGCUUAUAUGGUUUUUGACUGGAGUUUCUGUUUCAGUCCUCCUCUUCCGGCGUCUUACGGGUCUGAACAGCUUUGAACAAAGGGAAAUGCCCAAAACAUCCUGAUCUGACUAAUGGUUUGGAACUUGCUAAGCAUUUUGCAAGUAUUAGACUAAAAGAUUUCAGUCAAGUUCUGUGUAUAUGUCCCAGCUAACAUCUUUCAAAGUCUAGAAACAGAUGUUUUCAGUGCUGCUGAGAGAAACAACAAAAAAAUUCCUAAUGCAUCUGAGAUAAGCUGCUGCAGUAUCACAAGAAGAUUAAAGUGGCAGACACCCCUUCCAGCGGAAGUUACUAAUUCGGACCUGGCUGAUGCAGUUUCUAUAGCAACCCAUGUUUCCUGGGAAACCCGAAAAAGGUUGUCAUGGCAUCUCUUGCUCCCUAGCCCCACCCCCAGCCCUUGCUGUUUCCACAGUAACCUUUCCAGAUGGUUCUUACUUACAUGAUUUCAUAAGGGAAACUACUAUUUGAAGAAACCGCACAAAUAAAGUUAAGUGUGAGAAUCUAAGAAGGUGAAAGAGUUGCCAAAUGCAUUUUUUCUUAUGAACAGCAUUGAUGCUAUCCCAUAAUGUCUGAAUUGACAAGGAAAAUACCAUCUUUGGAAUGUUACAUGCAAACCACAAUAAAGCAUGAUACGAAUUAAAUGCCAGUUUUUAGGCAAUAAUUUUAAAAGAUGCUCUCUACAGUUUUCUUUCUCCGAGAAGUGAUGACAACAAAAUCUACCAUAAAAGUGUCCUGUAUAUAAGCAAAUGAGAAAUUCAGUGUAUCUGAAAUCUUACUAGAAGGGACCUUUAGACUUCCUUGUGAAAAUAAAAUGCAGCUCCUGCAAAAAGACUGUCACCAUUACAGCACUUGAAAAACAAAAUAAGCAAAUAUAUAAAGGAUGCUCAUUUUUAACGGAAGGAAUUACAAUCAGUGGAAGGAAGAGUAGAAGUAACCAGAUCUUAAAGGAACAUCUGCAAGUUUCAGCUAUGUACAAGGGUUGCCAGCAGACAGACAGAAUCAGUCACCCAUGUCCUGGACAUUUGUCAGUUCUCCUAGAUCCUUGAAGAGCCCCACAUGAGCAGUAGAGCCGCCUUAACCAGUAAGAUGCUAAGUUUUCAUUUACCUGGACCAAGAAUUCAGUAGCAGUUUUUACAUCACUGAUGAGCAGGGAUCUGUCUGCCAGCACAUAUUUUUAUUUCCGUUUACAUUAAAUAAUGAUUUAUAUUAAGAAAACAGCUUGAAGCUGAAGGAUUCUCUUCAUCUUGUGUGCAGCAUGAAAGCUAUUACUCAAGAGACAAAGAAUGUUAAAAAUAUUAAGGUAUAACAAUCUGAUGUUGUAAUAAAAUCUAAUCACGUAAAAACUAUAAUCAGUGUUGAAGAUAAGGAAAGCCUAGAUAUUUGUUUCUAAUAAACCAACUAAUACUGUCUUAUUUUUUAAAUUAAUUAUUGAACUGUAUUUAAUAAUGAGACAUAUUCAUGUCAUUCUCAGUGUUCUGGUUAUGUGCAACUUUACUUUUGAAGGUAUGUUCUGUACCAAAGGCCCCCAUGAAUAGCUUAGCCCACUUAUACAUAAGUAAAGGCGUCACUGUGCCCAGAAUGAUAUUAAUGAUAGACUUGCCUAAAAGAAAUGUGCCUUGCUUGAUUAAACAUUCUUUUAUUUUUUAAUUUAAAAUAUUUAUUAGUUUUAGAGAUAGAUUUUAGCUUACCUUAACUUUACAAAAUAUAUUAGUACUUAUUAUAUGUUUAUCUAUAUUAACUAAAAUUUUAACAUUUAGUUAUACUUUUAAACAGUUCAUGUAUGAUAAUUCAAUUUGAUUUUCAUGGGAUGUUUGAUGGGUGAGACAAAGCACAUUCUUAAAGAUAUGUAUACUAUGUCAGCUAAUGUCUAUAGCUUUUCCUUCGAGAUUAUAUGUGUAAAAGAUUCCUUGACUCGUUUUCUAUUUUUAUAUUCUUUUAGAAAUGGAACUCUUUUUCAAUUAAAAAGGCAAAAUUUUAAUUGGAAAAGCUAUUUAGGGUGUCAUAAAGAUGUUUUCCCACUUUGGGACAUUCACUUCUGUGCCAUUAUUAAUGUAUUUACUGUGACAUUUCAGCAUAAUGGUAGCUAUUUGUAUAUUAUUUCAUAAGCCUUAUGGAAAGUCAAACUGUGAACAUAUAGUAUAUAGAAGACCUUUUUCAUUUCUGUAUCUGAUUUUCAAAAUAUACCUGAACAAAUGCAAUGUCCUAUUGUUUAAAUGAAUAACAAUGCUAAAUUAUAAUUAGAGUUCUUGCGUAGUUUUAAUUACUAUAAAAUAUUUCAGGUGCAAAGUCAAGAUUAUAAACUUUUUGAUGCCUUUAGAAGGUAAUACAAGUGAUGAAUUUAAUACAUAGGAAUCAUUAAAUAAACAAUUAUUCACCUAAUGGCAACAAAACAUGUGAAUAGGAGAUACAAUCCAGGUAACUUUCUUUGAGGCAAUGUCUACAGUAAAUGUUUCAUAACCUUCUGCUAAUUUCAUGUGGUCAAAACUUGUAGACCAGAUCACUAUAGGAUAAAAUGAGAUAAAGGAAUGAGAACUAGCUCUUAUUUGAGCUAUAGGAAUCUCCAAUGGAGAUGGUUUGUAGUUAAAGUGAAAGUAUAGGCACACUUUGUUUUUAUUUGGUGUUAGCCCAUGUGGUAGAGAUACUGGCCCAGGGAAUAGUCAAAUUACAGCCAACUUAAUCCUUUUAUCUGGUUAUCAUAGCCUGGAAUGAUUGAAACAAGCCGAUGAACUGUGCUACAAGAGGUCUUAGAUAUGCAGAGGUAUUAGUAAGGAUCAGUAGGCAUAAAAUCUACCCUCAUAAAGCACCAAUAAUACCAUUUUAAUCAUUUUGGUACAUUUAGUAUCAUAUCUGCAUUAUUACUACAGGCCUCAGUUUUAAUAAAUACAAAACCUGGAUACUCACAAGGAAAUCACAGAAUUAUAUCAGAUAAGUAACCAAAGACAUUUACAAAAUGGGUAGUGAACAAAAUACUCACCUAAGUAAUAGAAGGCCAGAAGUCUUACCUACUUCCUAUCUAUGGGACCCUAAGGAAAUCAGUUACCAUAGCUAGGCUCCAGUUUUUUCAAUUACAAAAUGGAUAUGCUGAGUUGAAUAAUCUCCAAGCCCUGCAGGCCUCAAACCUAUUAUGUACAUUUCCUGAAAAAUACUUUGAACGAUACUUACACACUCAGCUUUCCAGAUGCAUUUCUAAAGAAGAGAAUGAAGUGAAAUAAUAUUUAAGCCUUAAAAGUGUCUUAAAUUUAUCAUUCUUCAAAUUGGUUGUGAGAAGAGAAGAGAAGAUUGUUUCUCCUCAAAGAAUUUUCCCUUAUCUACAGUGGGGUCAUGAAAAAAUAAAAAACUCACUUCAGAAGGAAAACAGACCAGUGGAAUCACUAGAAAUAAAGGGAGAAUAGUUGUUAAAUUUAGUUAGGUGUUAAAGUGGCUAGCCAGUUGCAUAUGAGAUGCCAAAAUUUUAUUGCACACUCAACAUUAUAAUCCUGGGAGUAGGGGAAAGUGGGAAAACAUUGAGCAAUAGAAGUGUUUGCAUUAUGGUCUCUUGAUUCUUUUCACACUAGAGAGCUUAAGCAGGUGUCUGUACUGUAGUGCUGACUCUGCCAAUUAUAAGUCUUAUGUCCCCAGGAAAGUCCCUUUAACUUCUCAGAGCUUCGGUUUCAUUUUCUGCAAAGUGGAAAUUUUAAAUUCAGUAAUCAGUUUCUUACCAUUUAAAAAGAUUAUAUAACAUUUUCAAAUUUUCAUAAUAUAUGGAUACAUGUGCCAGUUGUCCCCUGUCCCAGUUACUAACAUGUUAUCUAUGUCUUCUCAAAGGACUGAAUAGAUUAAAAAUUGAAAUGUUCAUAUUUCUAUUAUUACUAAUUGGCCUUAGACAUAAAAAUGUCAAAUAGUAUUUUCAUCUGACUGUGACUUAACUAUUAUGAUUUAUCUUUUCAUCUUUGAAUAGUUAUUUAUACAAAAUGUCUUUUAAAGUUAAUAUUUCUCUUUAAAUUUUUGUGGGUUAAAAACUCACAGCAAACAAGACUCAGUAUGUUUUGCUUACCAAUGAACUAUAGCUGAUUGUAACGUACACUUUUUUUGUACCCGGGGUCAAACUCACGACCUUUUGCUUACCAGGCAAGCACUUGAGCCACUGAGCUAAAUCCCUGGGUCCUGUAAAGUACAUUUUUGUCACAUUUAAGUUUAAUGCUCUUUUGGAGCCAGAAGAAAUGACUAGUAAACUAAUACUCAUAAAAUUUUAUGGUUUUUUUAAUACAAAGGAGGCUAGAUAGAGCCAUAUCAUAAUCAAGUUUGCUCAGGAGUGAGAAACAAAAUUCAGGGAUAGCCCAAACACUUUUGUUUGGCAAUAAUGGACAGUUGAGACAAAAAGGUUACAGCUUUUGCACAACAAAGAUAACAGGUGAUUACACCAAUUGAAAAACAGGAGUAUAUUCUGGUUACUGGUUGUAUGAUAAAAGAGAUUAGAUAAAAGAGUGCUAGAAUUUGGAACACUAGAGAAAUUAUUAAAAUGAUAGCAGUCCAUUUGAAUGAUACAGAAAUAUUUUGUCAUACUGAAAUUAUUCAUCCAGAGAUUCAGUGUUAUAUUCCUUGCAUUCAGAAAAGGGGGCGACUUUUAAAGGCCUCUGUCAUAAUCAAAAUGUAUAUUUUGACUAAUGGAGCAAUUAAACAUUUAACCUAAUCAUUUGACUUUAUGAAUCUGAAUUUUCAGGUUUAGCUGUGAUUGAAUCUCUCAUGUAUUAGUGUUAGUGAUAUUUGUGAAAAGUGAUUUUGUCGUUGUAAAGUUUAUGAAAUAUGCUAAGUGGUGAUUCUAGCAUAUCGUAAUAAUACUGUAUCUUACAAUCAUUUGUGAAGUUACCAUACCAAACAAACCAUAGUAGUAUCUCUUCUGGUAAAUUGUCUCUGGUGUGAUCUCUUAUUGCUGGGUUUGGGGUGGGGGAGGUUAAGUAUUUAGUUUACUUAAAAUUGUCAAAAUGUUUUUCUUAAAUGCCAUACAAUUGUAUACCUAUAAACCAAAUAUCUUCUUUUUUUUCAAUUUUAAGGAAACUGUAUAGACCAUUUUUAACUAUUCCAUAAAAUGAUAUCAUUUAUGUUUAAAAAUUCUUACACAUAUUUAUAUAUACACAAAAGGGAAAGCAAACAGUGUAGUUUUUUGUGUAAUGUAGUAUCAUAACUUUUUUAAUUAUAUAGAUAUUAAUUUCACAGCAUCAUAAUAGUAGAUACACCAUCUUGUUUUUGCAAACAUCAUUCACAUAUUCUACUUAAACCCUACAACGACCACAUGAAAUACCAGUAUCACCCCCAAAACUUAGAGAUUGAACAGCCAAAGUUUAGUAAGGUCAUAUGGGUUGUCUAAGAAGAUUUGGUCAAUACGUGGCUCUCAAUCUCAAUUCUUUACACUAUUCAUCCUCUGUCAUGUGAACUUUAUCCUGUCAUUGCCAUUAUGUUUAAAACUUUGACUAAAAUUAUUUUUUAAAGAUACAUUGCAGAACUUCAGGUUCCUGAGUGAAAACUUCAGGUUCCUGAGUGUUAUUGCUGUCAAUCAUUUUUAGAUACUUAACUGUAGUUCUUCCAUGGGGUGAUAUCUAAACCUUUUCCACUUACAACAUUUUAAAUCCCCACACACUGACCUAAAACACCAGAUUUAUUUAACGCCAAAAUGCUAGACUAAAAAACAACGCUAAUUUUUCUCAUUUCCUUCUAGGAACAACAUUUAGACAAUAUGAUUCAGAGAGACAGAAAAACUAAAUGCAUCAUAGUAACCAUCUUUCAGCCUCUUUUGUUUUUUAUUACACAUGUGCAGUGAUUGAAGGACAGGAAAUGGGCAUUGUGGAUAAAUGUAUUAUUUUCUGUAUAAAUGUAUUGUUUCCUGUAGUCAUACAAAAAGAAUUGGUCAUCAAGAGUCAGAUAGCAGUGUUAAUGUUUAGAUAUAGUUAAAAUAUGUGGCAAAUUUUAAAAUGCAUAUAAGGAUUGCCCCAGAUAAAAUUAAAAUCUGAUGACAGCUUAGUUUAAAUAUCAAGAAUAUUCAUGUGUAAAUCCAUGAUAAAUAUUACCUUUUUAUCCUUUCACAAACAAUAGCUAGACACUGUUACUGCUUUCCCUUAUAAGUCAUACAGUUUGUAAAACAUUCUGUAGUUGUACUGAUUAGCAGUGUAAUGUUACUGUGAAUAUUCAAAUGAAAUGUGUGUAUGAUAUCAGAGUUUAAAAUUUUCUCAUCUUAUAUUUAGUUCUCAUCAAGUAAGUCAAAUGUGUUAUUUUGUAUGGAAUGAAUAUCAUUAAUAACAAAUAAUAGGAACUCUUACUACAAUGUAAAAUUGAGCCUACAUUUUAUAUUUUUUAUAAAUUCAUUUUGUUUUGACAUGGUUAAUUUAUCAUAUACCAAUGUAAAGUUACAAUCUUAUCCCCUGUUCUCUGAUGUUCUUGUCAUAAUAGUUUUGAGCCUUUCGUUAAGUAAUUUCAGUAAAUACAGUUUUGAUUUUGUGGUAUUUUCAUCUGAUCCACUUUUUUAAUUUGUCAUUGGAUUUAAAAUGUUUUGUCUGCAAAUGUUAUGUACCGAAUUCAAUAAAAGACCAAAAACAUA